AUGAAUAUUAUGACAAUCAAAUGUUUUUUAAAAGCAAAAUUUUUUGGCGACAUGAUCUUAUUUCUUGAUUUCCAAACUCUUGUUCUUAUUCUUACAAUUAUCUGCAGUUCUAUAGACGAACGAUACUGUGGAUCUCAGAAUGCAACACGGAGUGCACGAGUUGAUGUACUUUCAGGCCAGAAAAGAGCAUUAUCAGUCAGAGCAUAA
Molecule: messenger RNA, 207 nt
Organism: Brugia malayi
Lineage: Eukaryota; Metazoa; Nematoda; Chromadorea; Rhabditida; Onchocercidae
Exons: 2
Coding region: 1-207 (68 amino acids)
Source: RefSeq, a predicted model, not a curated record